UGUUUGUUUAAAAUUUAGCAACGAUGGUUAAAUAUUCUGGUGGUGAUAUCCAGUUUUAACAUACAACAUUAAAAUUAUAUGUAAAAUUGUAAUAUAUUAAUUUUAGGGAAGUUCUUUAUCCUUAAAUCAUGAGCUAAACUUCUAGAUGCGAUAUAUAAAUAUAACAGUUCCCUCGCAGAUUCCGCCAUUAAUAACAGGACUUUCAACUUCUAUUGAAAAUGAUUAUUGUGGAUUAAAUAAAGAAUUUCCUCACUUCUCCUUUUAAAUAUUGACAACAACGAAGCAACAACCAUUAAUUGUAAGAUAGUACAAGCAAAUCUUCCUUCUGAUACGAUACAAUAUUAAUUGCCAUAUGACAUCAAUAAAAUUCAAACAACUUCAAACAAGAUUAAAAAUUAAUAAUAAAAAGUUAUAUAGUUGAUAUAUAGCAAUGUGAUAAACGGAAUGAAUCCAACAAAGUUUCAAUCGCGAUGAUAUGCAUAGAAGUCUUUGAAUUUAUAAUCGUCACUAAUAGACGAUUAGAUAAGAGAUGCGAAGUUGCAUAGGUCUCACAAAUAAAAAAAAGCAAAAAUAGAACGAAAACCACUAAAAAUGGAAUUCAAGCAACAACUGUCACUUUAGAAAAUUCAGGAUGCAUGUUGAAGGUGUUAUUUGGCGAUAACACGGUAUAUGGUUUAUACAAAUUAAUGAUAAAUCAACGUUAAGUGAGCAGUGUCAAGUGCAAUACUCCACAGUCUUUGCGCGAACUUCUAUUGAGGCAUAUACCAACAACCCCGGCGGCGGUCUUACGGCAGCGCAGCUUCUGGUUAUGAAAUAGUUAAGGCGGAUUGCUUUUCACAAAUAUAGUUAAUUGAUUGAUUUAUUGUUGAAUCAAUCAACAACGAUCACAGAAAGAAAGAUGUUGGAGUGGCAGAAAAUAUCUGGGCUAUUGUGUGUCUUUGGAUUCGUCCGAGAGCUACGUCCUUCCGAGCCAUACAUAACCGAGUUCCUGGCAGGACCAUGGCGAAAUAUAACAGAAGAUCAGAUAAAUCGUCAAGUGUAUCCUGUGGGCACAUAUUCGUACUUAGCACAAUUGGUAGUGGUGUUCCUUAUAACAGAUUUACUACUUUACAAACCAUUGAUUAUAACCAUGGGAGUAACCGGCAUUAUAGUAUGGAGUAUGCUGUUGUGGACAACCUCAUUGGAAGCUCUUAUGACUUUGGAGUUUUUCUAUGGCACAUAUAUGGCAGCUGAAGUAGCAUACUACACUUAUAUUUAUGCCAAAGUGGAUAAGAAAUACUAUCCUCGCGUAACCUCACACACCAGGGCUGCUAUAUUUGCGGGCAAAUUAGUGGCCAGCAUAUUGGCACAAUUAUUGUUAAAUUUUGAUGCUAUGGACUACAGAGACCUCAACUACAUAACAUUAGCAACUCAGAUCAUAGCAACUUUAUGGGCAUUUGGUUUACCCAAAGUGAAUCAAAGUCUUUAUUUUCAUCGAAAAAUGUAUACGGCAGAUACUCCUGCACUACCACAGGCGGAUAGCUUGGAAAUUGCCACCUAUGAUGGCAAUUCACAAAAAGGUGACCCAUUCCCUUCGGUUAGUAGUAUAGUAGCACCAACUCUGUCACCAGGCAAAUUGUUAUGGACACAUUUUCGCAAUGCCUAUACGAAUCUAAAGGUUGUACAAUGGUCCCUAUGGUAUGCAGUUGGUCUGUGUGGUUAUUUGCAAGUUACGGCAUAUGUUCAAUUGAUGUGGAAGGAUAUAGAGCCAACACCAGAUAUUGCCUGGAAUGGUGCUGUUGAUGCUAUCUUUACAGCAUUAGCCGCAUUGUGUGCCUUAGUAGCUGGUUAUAUUCAUGCCGGUCGCUUAGAAUCUCAAGCAAGUCUGCUUCUUUUAGCUGGAUUGUCAGCUCUAGAGGGUGGAGCCAUACUGCUAAUAUGUUGGACAGAAAAUAUUUACGUUUCUUAUGCCGGUUACAUUGCAUUUGGAGCAUUAUAUGGAUUUAUCAUAACCGUUGCUGGGGCUGAAGUGGCUCGCUAUUUGGAAGAGGAUAGUUUUGGAUUGGUAUUCGGCAUAAAUACAAUGAUUGCUUUAAUAUUCCAGACGAUAAUAACAUUGGUGAUAAUAUCUGAAGGAGGCUUAGCCCUCAGUACAAAAGGCCAAUUUACAGUAUAUGCGUUUUAUUUUAUCGCUGUUGGUAUUAUCUAUUUUACAGCAGUUGUUAUUGAAUAUUUUAUAAGGAAAUAUAGAAAAAAUAAUGAAUAAUGUUGAUUUAGAAAAAAAUACAUAAAAAUAAAAAAAGAAUGUUAAACACAUAUCAGGGAAUGAAGGAA
Molecule: messenger RNA, 2313 nt
Organism: Stomoxys calcitrans (stable fly)
Lineage: Eukaryota; Metazoa; Arthropoda; Insecta; Diptera; Muscidae
Product: thiamine transporter 1
Exons: 7
Coding region: 899-2245 (448 amino acids)
Biological process (GO): vitamin transport; transmembrane transport
Cellular component (GO): plasma membrane
Molecular function (GO): vitamin transmembrane transporter activity
Source: RefSeq, a predicted model, not a curated record